Moneuplotes crassus is the source of this 529-nucleotide messenger RNA. The record is from the annotation of a GenBank genome assembly. NCBI's taxonomy places the organism in Eukaryota, Ciliophora, Spirotrichea, Euplotida, Euplotidae.
CUUUUUUAUUAACCUUAUUCAAACUGUCAAAAUCUGCUUCCCUUAAAAGGAUUACCAAAGAGUAUGGAGAUCUACAGAGAGACCCUCCAGCCGGAUGUUCUGCAGGACCUAUCUCAGAAGAUGAUAUGUAUAGAUGGUCUGGGUCAAUUGUUGGCCCUGCUGAUACACCAUAUGAAGGAGGAAUCUUUUUCCUCAACAUUGAGUUCCCUGGUGACUACCCAUUUAAGCCUCCUAAGAUUGUAUUCACUACUAAGGUUUACCACCCUAACAUUAAUGGCACAGGAUCUAUCUGUGUUGACAUUUUAAAGGACCAAUGGUCACCUGCAUUAACAAUUUCAAAGGUUCUGAUCUCUAUCAGCACCCUCCUCGACGAUCCUAACCCAGAUGACCCUCUAGUCCCUGAAAUAGCCCAGGAAUAUCUCAACAAUAGAGAAGCCUACGACGAAAAGGCCAAAGAAUGGACAAAUACCUAUGGCUAGGUGCCUGACAUAAGCUCUUAAUUCCUUGUUUCAAAAUUGAAGAUUAUAUU